AUUGUGUACAGAGACGUCUUGGCAGCCAGUAUUCAGCGCAGUAUUAACACGAGUCAGCUUGUUUACAGCAGUCUGACGGACCAGACAGAUAAUCAAGCGAGGAAACAGCUCGGAGAUUACGGCUUUCUGCAGUGUUUAGUGUCCUCGGGGUUCAGCAAGUGUUAUUUAGAGGCUUCAGGGCAGUGUUUAUGUGAACGCGGCCCAGUGUACAUUGAUGCUCCUGCGGUUCACAUGAGUUCAUACACACACAUAUACACACACACUCUUCACUGCAGGAUUACCCGCGUGUCUUAAAGGUUAUAUUAUUAAUGUCAUGACUGCAGUGGCUUUAUUGGGUGACGAAGAAGAUUGAAAAUCUCCCUAUGAGGACAUGACUGACAGUCAACUUUAUGCUACGAGAAACGUCUAACGUACACGAUUCUCUGCUGUUUUAAUAUCCGGACAAGAAAAUGUGCUCAGAAAGACUACAGAACUCUUAUAACUGGAUUUUCUAAAGAAUUAAACCGCAAAAAGACGCCAACAUGAGGAUCUUCAGGACUUUACUGAACGCAGCGUCCAAGCAAAUCGACUUCUACUCCAGAUUCUCUCCUUCUCCUCUGUCUAUGAAGCAGUUCAUAGAUUUUGGUUCGGAGAAUGCAUGCGAGAAAACGUCAUUCACGUUUUUAAGACAGGAGCUGCCCGUCAGGCUGGCGAAUAUAAUGAAAGAAAUCGAUUUACUGCCUGACAACCUUCUGAGAACUCCCUCAGUGCGGCUGGUGCAGAGCUGGUACAUGCAAAGUUUUCAGGAUAUACUGGAGUUCAAGGACAAGGAUGCUGACGAUGAAACAGUCAAUCACGACUUCACAGAAGCUGUGAUUAAGAUCAGAAACCGCCACAACGAUGUGGUGCCCACCAUGGCUCAAGGAGUGGUGGAAUAUAAGGAGACCUACGGCACCGACCCCAUCACCAGUCAGAAUAUGCAGUACUUUCUGGACCGUUUCUACAUGAGCAGGAUUUCAAUCCGAAUGCUCCUGAACCAGCACACUCUUCUGUUUGGAGGAAAGGUGCGGGACAAUCCUGCUCAUCCCAAACAGAUUGGCAGCAUUGACCCCAGCUGUCGUGUCAUCGAUGUGGUAAAAGAUGCUUAUGAAAAUGCCCGAAACCUGUGUGACCGGUAUUAUAUGAACUCGCCUGAGCUAGUGUUGGAGGAAUUUAAUGUUAAAGGACCAGAAAAACCCGUUACUGUGGUUUAUGUACCAUCUCAUCUCUACCACAUGGUGUUUGAGCUCUUUAAGAAUGCCAUGCGCGCUACCAUGGAGCUUUAUGAAGAUGCCAUGGAGUAUCCCCCAGUGCAUGUGCAGAUCGUCCUCGGCCAUGAAGACUUGACUGUGAAGGUCAGCGAUCGAGGAGGCGGAGUCCCGCUGAGGAAGAUUGACAGGUUGUUUACGUACACCUACUCCACUGCUCCUCGUCCUCAGAUGGACACCUCUCGAGCCACUCCGCUGGCUGGUUAUGGUUAUGGGCUGCCCAUCUCCAGACUUUAUGCCAGAUAUUUCCAGGGUGACCUGAAACUUUAUUCGAUGGAGGGAUUCGGCACAGAUGCCGUCAUUUACAUCCGAGCUUUGUCCACCGACUCCAUCGAGAGGCUUCCGGUUUACAACAAAUCAGCCUGGAAACAUUAUAAGACCAUCCACGAGGCUGACGACUGGUGUGUGCCCAGCAAAGAGCCCAAAGACAUGACCACCUUCCGCAGCUUCUAGACUCUCCUUUGGGCCUGUACCACAAAGCUGGAUUAGCUCGUUAGCCAGUUAAGUUAGCGGUUUAGUUUGCGCCAAAUCCAGGAUUUUGGCUAACAUGACGGCAGCUCGACUUUAAUCGUAGUAUUAUUUAGCAGCUGAGCUACCUUUAUGAUACCUAAUACCCAGAAUUUGUGCAAACUAAACUGAAACGUAACUAGCUAACAAGCUAAUCGGGCUUCACGGUACAGGUCCCAGAACACUCCUCACCUUCAGCAGAUCAAACUUCAGCAGAAGAGGAGCGUUGAGACUUUACAUUCAUCAGUAUGAGCAAACACAACCUGAAUUUAGUCUUAAGUAAACAUUGUUGAACUUUAACCUGGUGGUACUAGUAUUAGUUUCAGUCUAGUUUGCGCCAAAUCUUGGUUUUAGCUAACAUGACGGCAGCUCGACUUUAAUAACUCUUUGUUGCCAUGUUAUUAUUAAACAGCCCAGCUAAACAACCCAUAAUUUGAGGAAACUAAACUGAAACCUACCAAGCUGGCGAGCUAAUUGAGCUUAAAACCCAGAAUUUGAGCAAACUACACUGAAACGUAACUAGCUAACAAGCUAAUUCAGAUUAGCAGUACAGGUCCCAGAACACUCCUCACCUUCAGCAGAUCAAACUUCAGCAGAAGAGGAGCGUUGAGACUUUACAUUCAUCAGUAUGUGCAAACACAACCUGAAUAUAGUCUUAAGUAAACAUUGUUCAACUUUAACCUGGUGAUACUAGUAUUAGUAAACAAAAACAAGGUGUUGUCAGUGCCAUCAUCACACUCCGCAGACCAUAAGAGGGUUAGUUCACCCAAAAAUUAACAUUUCCUCCUAAUCUACUCACUCACAGGUCAUGUUUUACUCUCCUCUGGGUGAGUAAAUGACCAGGAAAUCUUCAUUUUUAGGUGAACUAACCCUUUAACAAUGUUGCUGUGAUGUUUCAGUUUAGUUUGCGCUAAAUCUUGGUUUUAGCUAACAUGACGGCAGCUCGACUUUAAUAACUCUUUGUUGCCAUGUUAUUAUUAAACAGCCCAACUAAACAACCCAUAAUUUGAGGAAACUAAACUGAAACUUACCAAGCUAGCAAGCUAAUUCGGCUUAAAACCCAGAAUUUGAGCAAACUACACUGAAACGUAACUAGCUAACAAACUAAUUCAGAUUAGCGGUACAGGUCCCAGAACAUUCCUCACCUUCAGCAGAUCAAACUUCAGCAGAAGAUGAGCGUUGAGACUUUACAUUCAUCAGUAUGAGCAAACACAACCUGAAUAUAGUCUUAAGUAAACAUUGUUCAACUUUAACCUGGUGAUACUAGUAUUAGUAAACAAAAACAAGGUGUUGUCAGUGCCAUCAUCACACUCCGCAGACCAUAAGAGGGUUAGUUCACCCAAAAAUUAACAUUUCCUCCUAAUCUACUCACUCACAGGUCAUGUUUUACUCUCCUCUGGGUGAGUAAAUGACCAGGAAAUCUUCAUUUUUAGGUGAACUAACCCUUUAACAAUGUUGCUGUGAUGUUUCAGUUUAGUUUGCGCUAAAUCUUGGUUUUAGCUAACAUGACGGCAGCUCGACUUUAAUAACUCUUUGUUGCCAUGUUAUUAUUAAACAGCCCAACUAAACAACCCAUAAUUUGAGGAAACUAAACUGAAACUUACCAAGCUAGCAAGCUAAUUCGGCUUAAAACCCAGAAUUUGAGCAAACUACACUGAAACGUAACUAGCUAACAAACUAAUUCAGAUUAGCGGUACAGGUCCCAGAACACUCCUCACCUUCAGCAGAUCAAACUUCAGCAGAAGAGGAGCGUUGAGACUUUACAUUCAUCAGUAUGAGCAAACACAACCUGAAUAUAGUCUUAGGUAAGCAUUGUUGAACUUUAACCUGGUGGUACUAGUAUUAGUUUCAGUCUAGUUUGCGCCAAAUCUUGGUUUUAGCUAACAUGACGGCAGCUCGACUUUAAUAACUCUUUGUUGCCAUGUUAUUAUUAAACAGCCCAGCUAAACAACCCAUAAUUUGAGGAAAUUAAACUGAAACUUACCAAGCUAGCAAGCUAAUUGAGCUUAAAACCCAGAAUUUGAGCAAACUACACUGAAACGUAACAAGCUAACAAGCUAAUUCAGAUUAGCGGUACAGGUCCCAGAACACUCCUCCGAUCAGCAGAAGAGGAGCGUUGAGACUUUACAUUCAUCAGUAUGAGCAAACACAACCUGAAUAUAGUCUUAAGUAAACAUUGUUCAACUUUAACCUGGUGGUACUAGUAUUAGUAAACAAAAACAAGGUGUUGUUAGUGCCAUCAUCACACUCCGCAGACCACAAGAGGGUUAGUUCAACCAAAAAUGAACAUUUCCUGUUAAUCUACUCACCCACAGGUCAUGUUUUACUCUCCUCUGGGUGAGUAAAUGACCAGGAAAUCUUCAUUUUUAGGUGAACUAACCCUUAAACACUCGCUGUUCUGGUGUGUUUUGAGUGUUUUGCUUCCAGUAUGAGCAAAGCCAGUAUGUAUUUAUUGUUUUCGGUCACGAGUCGUGAGAAAGACUGAAUUAUUGAUUUAUUUUUGCUUCGUGAAAUUAUGCUUGUGUGUUUUACCAGCAUAAACGGGACUCCACAUUCCCUGUACAGUCCCAUGAGUUACUUUUUAGAGCCAGUGUAAAGAUGAAAGAAAGUU
Molecule: messenger RNA, 4404 nt
Organism: Danio aesculapii
Lineage: Eukaryota; Metazoa; Chordata; Actinopteri; Cypriniformes; Danionidae
Gene: pdk1
Product: pyruvate dehydrogenase kinase, isozyme 1
Exons: 11
Coding region: 522-1739 (405 amino acids)
Biological process (GO): protein phosphorylation; regulation of glucose metabolic process
Cellular component (GO): mitochondrion
Molecular function (GO): pyruvate dehydrogenase (acetyl-transferring) kinase activity
Source: RefSeq, a predicted model, not a curated record